This is a messenger RNA of Tribolium madens (black flour beetle), 2300 nucleotides long. RefSeq lists its product as uncharacterized. Bases 181 to 2259 code for a protein of 692 amino acids. The record is from RefSeq and is a predicted model, not a curated record. Gene Ontology annotation, cellular component: trans-Golgi network; recycling endosome; early endosome. The transcript is spliced from 8 exons. NCBI's taxonomy places the organism in Eukaryota, Metazoa, Arthropoda, Insecta, Coleoptera, Tenebrionidae. Gene Ontology annotation, biological process: receptor recycling; retrograde transport, endosome to Golgi; endosome organization.
CACCAUAAACACGCAACUAUCGCAACGGAAGUUUUACUUCCGCAGGGUCCGACUGGCAAAAGACCGCGACAUAGCCUUGCUUGCUGACUGUGCGCUCGCUUUUAUUCCGCGUAAAAGAUGCGCCUUUUUCAAAUCAUACUGAGAAUGUGAGCGGCGAGAGUGUCACACUUCAGGCCAAUCAUGGACAAUGGAGUCAAAGUGCGGAUGUCCGGAUAUCUCCACUUGAAGACGAAAAAGCGCAUGAUAUCGUCAUGGAGGAAUUACUGGUUCGUGUUGGAGGACAGAUUGUUGCUUUAUUACAGGUCGAAGGCCGAGUAUGAGACCAUUUCGCCCUGCAAGGGAUCGAUUAAUUUAGGGCCGCCCUGUAUGGUCAAGUCUUUGCCCUCGGUGGCGAAUUCGUUUCAAGUCGAAACACGAAGUUUGACCUACACAUUGAAAGCGGACAACUCCGACGACCAGAAAAAGUGGAUGCAAGCCAUCCUGGCCGUCCUUAACCAGAACCAAAAUUUCCCCACCGAAAGUCCCAAAAGACUGAGUCAUUUCCGCUACUCCCUCGACGAGUUAUUCCCUCAAGUGGAGCCCAACGACCCCCAAACGCCCCUCGAACGCCAAAACACACUCCCUCAUCGACUAAAACUCGAACCCAAAAAAAGCAGUGAGAUAAUUCAGCGGUUACAGAAAUUGGGGGCGCAGAGCUACGGUGGCAGUCUGGGUGCAAUUAGUAAAAUAGCGACGAAAAAAGUUGGAAAGGAGGAGGAGAAGGCGAAAAAUGCGUCUCAGGGGUCGUUACCCAGCUGUCUUUUCAACGAGGCGGAUGAGGAGGAAGUUCGACCCCAAAAAGAGGAAAAUAUCUACGAGAGGAUUUCCGGGGAGUCGCAAUAUUCGGAAGGGAGUGAGAAAUACAGUGUUCCGUUGAGGAGAGGCUUGAGUGUGAGUGAGGAAAGAGACAAGGGGGCUCCGGCGAGGGAAACCAAAAGUUUAUUGGUGGAAAAUGACCAAUAUGCAAGCACAAGACAUGUGCAAAGUGAUGAAGUUGUCUACGCUGAGCCCAAAAUUACUCCUAUUAUUGACUGUAAUAAAAAUAGUCUUCUUGUUGAGAACACUUUUUAUGCUAGAAGCGACAUUUUGGGACACACUAAUGACAAUAUUUACGAAGAUUUGGAUGAGUAUAAUCCUUACAGUGAGCCAGUUUUGAAGAGUUCUAGUCAAGGUUCGGUUGAAGACAAGCAAAAGGAGAAAAUUAAAAAAACGAAAAGUUUCAUUCGACGAGUUUGGAAGAAAAAACACCGAAAACAAGACGAGAAAAAAGUUGAGGAGGAAAUCUACGCCGAGGUUGACACCACUUCCGUUAACAAAGUCGAAAUGGGUGACGGAAGUGCUAUUCAAAUGUUGUCAGAACUCCACAAUAUUUUAGAAAAUAAAAAGGCACAAUUGAGGGCCAAGGCCUCAAACGACUCGCCAAACGAAGCCUCGGAAUCAACAACAAAGCCAGAAGAAGCCCCAAAACUGCCCCCCAAGACCCACCCCCCCGAACAAUUUCGAAGUCUCGACGAAAUCCUUGAAGAUUUAGACCGAGAAAAGCUCGAAUCUAAAGGCAAAGUGCAACUCCUAAUCGAGAAAUUUAGCGACUCGGAACCGGAAGUAAUUUUACGAAAACAUGACAAAUCUGCUUAUCGACACUCUGACGAUCUUAAUUCACUAUUGGAUGAGCUUGCAAAAGUCACUUCGGCCCCGAUUAUGACCCCUGGAGUGACCACAAGUCUCGUCAACCCGAAUCUCACCGAUGAAGACUGGCUGAAACUCCUCCCUGUGCGACAGAGAAGGUUAUCAGAGCCGGACUACGACAUCCCGCGCCCCCUUAAACCGGUCCAAGCCCCGGAAAAGCCCGAAAAUACCGAUGUCAUCCCCGUGACCCGGUUUUUCGGACCAGUAUUGCCACCCACGAUCACUGACAACAAAGAUGACUCUUUGUGUGUCAGCAUGACCCCCGAUUCGCUGGAAAUCGAGAAAUUCCAAACUUUGUGCUCCUACACGUCGCACAAUUACACCGAUUUGAAAUGUUUUCAUAAAAAAGACGACGUUAUUUACGCCCUGCCCAAGUCGUAUCUCUCCACUCACAUUGUCAACACGUGUCAGAAUAUUUGUGGUGGUGGAAAUUUAGACGACUGUCAGAUCAUUUACAAAAAUGUUAAACACGAAGAAAUCUUCAACGAUUCCCUCGAACUUUAUAACGAAACUAAAACAGAGUUUAAGUUUUAGUUUUUCUACUCAUUUGUGUAUAAAUAAAACGCCAAAGAACA